This is a messenger RNA of Drosophila serrata, 1240 nucleotides long. It is a transcript of the gene Trm7-34, whose product is annotated as tRNA methyltransferase 7-34. Gene Ontology annotation, biological process: tRNA methylation; cytoplasmic translation. Gene Ontology annotation, molecular function: tRNA methyltransferase activity. The record is from RefSeq and is a predicted model, not a curated record. Lineage: Eukaryota; Metazoa; Arthropoda; Insecta; Diptera; Drosophilidae. Gene Ontology annotation, cellular component: cytoplasm.
AAAAUCAUAAUUAAAGGAAGAUGAAAUCCGAUUCUGGGAUUCGUAAAAAUAGAAAUUUGUACGAACGAUGAGAUUUUGAGAAAACGAAUUUCUACUUUAGUGGUGCCUUGUGUGAAUGGGCUAUUAAAAGUUAUACUGUAAUUAAUUCAGCACUUUUGUGAAUGGAUUGUUUUGAUUUCACAGCUGAUAAAGUCAGGGUUUCCAAUGGGUAGGACUUCCAAGGACAAACGUGACAUAUUCUAUAGGCUGGCCAAGGAGCAGGGAUGGCGCGCGCGGAGUGCCUUCAAGCUUUUGCAGGCUGAUGAGACGUUCUGCCUUUUGGAAGGUCUGACACGAGCCGUUGAUCUUUGCGCCGCUCCUGGCAGCUGGUCACAAGUUCUGGCCAAGCGCAUCUACGAACCCCUUGAGCCGAGUGAUAGGCAAAAUGUGAAAAUCAUAGCUGUUGAUCUGCAGGGCAUGGCGCCUAUCGAGGGCGUUACACAGCUGCGGGCGGACAUAAGCAAGGAAUCGACAGCGGAGACCAUCAUCGAGUUUUUUGCGGGAGAAAAGGCGCAGAUUGUGGUCAGCGAUGGAGCUCCGGAUUCCACGGGAAUGCAUGAGUUUGAUUGCUAUGUCCAAAGUGAGCUGAUCCUCUCCGCCUUGAGCAUUGCCACUUAUGUUCUGGAAACGGGCGGCUCCUUCGUGGCAAAGAUUUAUCGAGCGGAUAAAAUCAGCCGAGUUUACACCCAGCUAAAACGUUUCUUCAAGGAUGUGUGCGUUUUCAAACCAUCCGCGUCCCGGAAUUCCAGCAUCGAGGCGUUCGUUGUGGCAAGGCAAUUUUGUUUGCCCGAAGGCUACAAGCCAUGCAAUUUGACCUCCGAAUGGCACGAUCACCCUAAGUCGUCGUGGGUGGCGAGAUUGAACGCAGACCCGCCCAUCGUCCACGUACCCUUUGUUGCUUAUAAUGGUGAUCUAGACUCUGAUCGCACCUACGAUUUAGAUGAGAACUAUGUCUAUAAGGAGGCAGUGCAACAGCCCCUGACAGCCGCCUAUCAGGAAGUUUUGAAGAAAACCGGCGAGGUCAACCUUAAAUACAAGUCCAUCAAAGUUGUUCAUGACCAGGAAUUGUACAUGGAUUGGUGUAAAGUAGCACCGGAGGAUGCGAUUUCGAAGCAAGAAGGGUUUCAGAUUGCAGAAACUAAGAAUAAAGCGUCUUAAGAACCGGUAACCAUGAAAAUACUAAGAAAUAUCGUCAUUUAUG